This is a messenger RNA of Chlorocebus sabaeus (green monkey), 3814 nucleotides long. It is a transcript of the gene ENTREP1, whose product is annotated as endosomal transmembrane epsin interactor 1. Gene Ontology annotation, cellular component: membrane. The record is from RefSeq and is a predicted model, not a curated record. Lineage: Eukaryota; Metazoa; Chordata; Mammalia; Primates; Cercopithecidae.
AAUUUAAGAAGUGUAUAUGUAAACUUGGGCACAUUGACAGUAUAUCACAUUGUGGAUUAAAGUGUAACGACCAAUAUAAAUACAGCUUCCACAAAGAGUAUAAAAACUGACACACACUUUUCUUGGUUUAUUGGGUGGGAGGAUGUUAAAUACCUUAGGAUAAGAUAAGUUUUCUAAUACUGGAACUGACUAACUGCCAAGAACACUGCUGUGGUUCUUAUCAGGAAAAAAAGUCUAUUAUAAUCAUUUUAGGUACGAAACUUUCUACGCAUUAGAAUUCUUCCAAGGUGAAAAGCACAUUACUAAGGGAAUUCAUUUUGCAAAGAGGAAUCAUCUUUUUUUUUUUUUUUUUUUCUCUAAAGAUUUUUCAUAUAUUACCAAAAUAGUUUAGGAUUUUAUUAGGAUAUUUCCUCGGAAGUUUGGGGGUUGCGUGUUCUACCAGGUGAUGCCUAAUAAAUGCCUGAUACAGCUCAUGAGUCAAUAAGAGGAGGAUAGAGCGUAAUCCUUGCCAUGCGCUCCGGGCUGCCCCGGGUACUUUCUUUACGGAUGCUGGAUGCUUCCAAGGUAACCCAGUCCUUUCAUUCCCGCUCCUACCGAGAUGCCGGGAAAGCACUGCCGCGCUGAUGCGGGGUAGGCAGGUCCUGCGCCCUGCGAGCGGUAACUGCGCUCGGCGUCGUCCUUCCCGAAGUCCUUGGCUUACGCCUCUUCCCAUCGAGUCGCCCCAAAGCCCCUCCUCCAGUCAUCCCCCUCCUUGUGGGGGCAAAAGUUUAAGGGCGGGCUCCCUUCUCAUUAAAGCGCGCCGGGGCCUCUUUAGUGGCUGGACUGUAAAGGGGCCCGAGGGUCCACGGCGCUUUCCAAGCUCUUCUCUAGCCCCAGCUCGGCGGGUGGGGACAGACGCUGAGACUGUCAGUGGCCUGCGCUGACGCGUCCUGGCCGUAGGGUGCCUCCCAGCUCGAGGGACUUAUUUAAUUAUUUGGGGCAGGGCACCCUGCCAGGACCCCAGAAAGCCGGCGCAGAUUUGGCGGGGACCCCGAGGCUGUGGCGCACUUGCCCCAGCGCAGCGCGAGCACUGGGUGCGCGUGGGUGAGAGUGAGGUUGCGCCCGGGGCCAGCGGGAGGCGGACCCGCCAGGCGGCAGGUGGGUGCGGCCGGCUGGAGCCAGGGCAGCGGCGGCGGCGGCAGCGGCGGCAGCGGCGGCAGCAAGUGGUUGGGCCGUGCGCAUUUCCUUCCCUCCCCCUCGGCCUCGGAGCCCGCCCGCGGUGCCCAGUGUGCGGCGCCUUCGGCUCGGCUCAGCGUCCCCUCCCCGCCACCGCCGGCCGCACCCUUCACGGUCCGUCCAUGUCCCUGCCCGUGGUGCUGCCGGGCUCCUGCUGCCCCGUGGCUGGGCUUUCGGGUGGGCCGCAGACCGGGGGCCCCGGCGCCGCCGCCGCCGCCGCCCAGGAGCCGCCGCUGCCCCCGCUGCGGCCGCGCUGGCCCCGGGGCGCGCUGCAGCCCCCGUCGCGGCCUCGCUGCGCGGCCACCGCUGCCGCCGGGGUUCUGGCCGCGCCGCCGGCGCUCUCCUCCCGCCGGGCGGCCGCCGCCGCUGCCGCCGCGGCCCCGGGCUCUGCGCUGCUGCCCGCCCGCCCGCUUCUGUCACUCGGGCUGCUGCAGCUGAUCCUGGGCUGCUGCAUGGUGGCGCUCAGCUUCGGGGCGCUGUCGCUGAGCAGCUCUCCGCAGGUGAAGAACUCGUGCCCGUUCUGGGCCGGCUCCUCGGUGAUACUCUCUGGAAUCAUAGGAUUAACAACUUGGAAAAGGCCUAUGAUACUCCUGGUAAACCUCUUUGUGCUGCUCUCUGUGGUUUGUGUCCUCUUAAAUCUAGCUGGAUUUAUCCUAGGCUGCCAAGGGGCCCAGUUUGUGUCCAGUGUCCCCAGGUGUGAUCUGGUGGACUUAGGUGAAGGCAAGAUUUGCUUCUGUUGUGAAGAAUUUCAACCAGCCAAGUGCACAGACAAAGAAAAUGCCUUGAAACUCUUUCCAGUUCAGCCCUGUAGUGCUGUUCACCUUCUACUUAAGAAAGUCCUCUUUGCCCUGUGUGCCUUGAAUGCCCUGACCACCACCGUCUGCUUGGUGGCCGCCGCCCUCCGCUACCUCCAGAUAUUCGCAACCAGGAGAUCCUGCAUCGAUGAAUCCCAGAUUUCUGCUGAAGAAGUGGAGGAUCAUGGACACAUCCCGGACCCUGAUGAUUUUGUGCCGCCUGUGCCUCCCCCUUCCUAUUUUGCCACAUUUUACUCGUGCACACCCCGGAUGAACCGCAGGAUGGUUGGUCCUGAUGUUAUUCCCCUGCCACACAUCUACGGAGCUCGAAUCAAAGGUGUGGAAGUGUUCUGUCCUCUGGAUCCCCCGCCGCCGUAUGAAGCUGUGGUGAGCCAGAUGGACCAGGAGCAGGGAUCUUCAUUCCAAAUGGCAGAAGGAUCAGAAGCUGCUAUGAUCCCACUGGAUCCGGGCUGCACACAAGUGACUCAAGGUGGGGCCAUUCCUAACAUACCUGCAGAAGAAAACGCAUCCAUGCCAACUCCCAGCUCAACCCUGGUGCGUCCUGUGAGAAGCCGGAGAGCCCUCCCACCCCUGAGGACGAGGUCAAAGAGCGACCCUGUGCUCCAUCAUGCCGAGGACAGAGCUGCCCCAGUGCUCAGCUGUGAAGCUGCGACACAGACUGAAAGGAGACUGGAUCUGGCUGCGGUGACUCUGAGGAGAGGCUUGAGAUCGAGAGCUUCGCGAUGCAGACCGCGGUCUUUGAUAGAUUACAAAUCCUACCUGGACACCAAGCUGCUGGUGGCAAGGUUCCUGGAGCAGUCCUCCUGUACCAUGACCCCAGACAUCCAUGAACUUGUAGAAAACAUUAAAUCUGUUUUGAAGUCUGAUGAGGAGCACAUGGAGGAAGCCAUCACAAGUGCCAGUUUCCUAGAACAGAUAAUGGCCCCAUUGCAACCCAGCACAUCCAGGGCCCGCACGCUGCCCUCGCGGAGACAGCCUGGCCUGCUGCACCUCCAGAGCUGCGGCGACCUGAGCACCUUUGCACCGGUGGGGAGGCCCCGAGCCGAGAGGAGGUCCCGGCGAGUGGAGGCUGAGCGGCCACACAGCCUCAUUGGGGUCAUCCGAGAGACUGUCCUGUGAACCCUGGAAGACAGAAGGCCACUCCAAGGGAAAGGAUCCACCUCCUCUCUGCCAUUUCCUGCCUGGGAGCUGGGUCCCCCUCAAAAAAAGGAGCACUCUGGAGGACACGUUUUCCCACCUGUUGGCUCCCGUGUCUGCUGACGGAGGACAUUCAGGAGUAAAUGCACAGGUCGGUCCAGGCCCAUCUGGGUUUGGGAUGCACCGCGUUGGAGGUUAUGAAAGCGUUGAUCCUCUCCUUCCCCUGCUGGGCCUCGCGGCAUUCCCAAGGGUCACAUGCCCUGGCACGGGCAGAAACUGGGCUAAUGAUUCUUUGCCCGCCUCACCCCUUGCGUCUCUCUUUGUUGCUAAGUUCUUUCCCUCUUGGAAGGACAGAUCUGCCUGACCGCUAUUUAUAGCUGCCUGUGGCCUUUCACUGCUCUGUGAAUUGGCAGGAAAUAAGGCGAUUAACCCUAUGUGUCCACAAGCCUCAAGCUGUUUCAGGUCACCCUCAAAUCACACUCUCUUUAGGCAAAACCAGAAACUUUUUAAGUGACAAAUUUUAAUGCCAGACAUUUAAGGAGGGGAUUAUUGUUGAUUCCAUUUACUCAUGCUUGCAAAACUAGACACCCCUAAGGCAGAACUGAGAAUAAAAAUGUUUACUUUGGGCCACUGGGCUUGAUGUGUAA